UGGGCAGGGUCCACUAGCCUUAGACUGCAGGGAGGCUGCUGUGUCCCCUGAGCACCUGUGGCACAGCAGGACCAAAGAGCUGUGAAACCCUCGCCUAGCUGGGGCUUUGCACCCAAGCCCGUUCAGCUCUGUCCAGACCAGUGCCCCCUCUCCCUUCCCUGCCUACCAGCACAUCCACAGCCCCAGAAAGAGCUGCUACCCACUUUGCCAAGAUGUCCAAGGUAGCCAAGUAUCGCAGGCAGGUGAGUGAAGACCCCGAUAUCGACAGCCUGCUGUCCACCCUCUCCCCUGAGGAGAUGGAAGAGCUAGAGAAGGAGCUGGAUGUGGUGGACCCAGAUGGGAGCAUUCCCAUGGGGCUGCGGCAGAGGAACCAGACGGACAAACAGUCCACCGGCCCGUUCAACCGGGAAGCCAUGCUCAACUUCUGCGAAAAGGAGACCAAGAAACUUAUUCAGAGGGAGAUGUCCAUGGAUGAAAGCAAUCAAGUGGGGAGCAAGACAGAUGCCAAGAAUGGAGAGGAAAGGGGCAGUGAUGCCAGCAGAAAGGCCCUGGGUCCUAGACAGGGCUCAGACCUGGGCAAGGAGCCGAAGAAAGGAGUUUUAAAGAAAAGCUUCUCCAGAGACCGUGAGGAGGCUGACAGCAGAGGGGGUGAGAAGCCCAAGGAGGAAAAAGUCAUAAGGGGCAUUGACAAGGGCCGGGUCAGGGCUGCGGUGGACAAGAAGGAGUCUGGGAAGGAUGGCAGAGGAGAGGAUCGGACAGUAGCCACAAGAAAGGAAGAGGAGAAGAAAGGGAGUGACAGGAGCACAGGCUUAAGCAGGGACAAGGACAAGAAGAAAGAGGAGGUGAAGGAGGCCACUAAGAAAGAGAGGGAGGAGAAGGUAGCAGUGGAAAGCAGGAACACAGACUCCCAAAGAGAGGAGGACAAGAGGCUGAAAAGGUCAAGCGGGCACACAGACAAGAAACAGGAGGAUGAGGGUGUACAAAGAGGAAGUGCGGACAGAUGCACCGGAAAGGAGGACAAAGUUAAGAAGGAAGAGAACCAAAAUGACAAGGAGGUCAAGGAAGAUGGCAAGACCAAAGCAGCUGAAAAGCAGGCCCCUGGGGGCCCCAGUAAGCCCUCUGAAGGGCCAGCCAGGGUGGAGGAGGAAGCAGCUCCCAGCAUAUUUGACGAACCUCUGGAGAGAGUGAAGAACAAUGACCCAGAGAUGACCGAGGUGAAUGUCAACAACUCAGACUGCAUCACCAAUGAGAUCCUGGUCCGGUUCACUGAGGCCCUGGAGUUCAACACUGUGGUCAAGGUAUUUGCCUUGGCCAACACUCGAGCUGAUGACCAUGUGGCCUUUGCCAUUGCCAUCAUGCUUAAGGCCAACAAGACCAUCACCAGCCUCAACCUAGACUCCAAUCACAUCACUGGCAAAGGUAUCCUGGCCAUCUUCCGGGCCCUUCUCCAGAACAACACGUUGACUGAGCUACGGUUCCACAACCAGAGGCACAUCUGUGGGGGCAAAACCGAGAUGGAGAUCGCCAAACUGCUUAAGGAGAAUACUACCCUGCUCAAGCUGGGCUACCACUUUGAGCUGGCCGGGCCCCGGAUGACUGUCACCAACCUGCUUAGCCGCAACAUGGACAAACAGCGACAGAAGCGGCUGCAGGAGCAAAGGCAGGCCCAGGAAGCCAGUGGAGAGAAGAAAGACCGGCUGGAAGUGCCCAAGGUUGGGGCUCUGGCCAAGGGCUCCCCUAAACCUUCACCUCGGCCAUCUCCAAAGCCUACUCCAAAGAACUCACCCAAGAAAGGGGGUGCUCCAGCAGCCCCACCGCCUCCUCCCCCUCCCUUGGCUCCACCUCUUAUCAUGGAGAACCUAAAGAACUCACUCUCACCAGCCACCCAGAGGAAGAUGGGAGACAAAGUCCUCCCUGCCCAGGAGAAGAACUCACGUGACCAGCUCUUGGCUGCCAUCCGUUCCAGCAACCUCAAGCAGCUAAAGAAGGUAGAGGUGCCCAAGCUGCUUCAAUAGGACCUGGCUGCCAGGCACUGGUGCCAAUGCCAUGACUGCCCAGGCUCCUGUACCAGGGCUACACAGACCCCACCCACCCCACCCUGACUGACCUGCUGCAGCUGUCCCUAUUCCGCCGUGGGAGAGCUCAAGGCCUGGGCCACACUCAAGGGAGGACACCUCAUCUCUUCUCACUUUCCUUUUCUUGUCUCUGAGGCUCUCCAAAAAAUUGCUUUGACACUUGGAGCUUAGUUUUCUGGACAAGAAGAGUUCUUUAAGCACGUCACAGAGAAGAUGGCACUGCUCAAGGCCCAAGUAGCAGACACACCACCAAAAACCCAUGAUGCAGAAAAGAUGUCCCCAGGGACCACAUACCCACCCCAGCCUCACUGCCUCCAGGGCCAGGAUUCAGGCCUCUGAGGAGCCCUUGAGGCAAAUCUGCUGGACUGGUGGCACUCUGUGGGGCAACGGCAGAAGGAUGGAGGGCAUGGGGGUUCAAAGGGAGAGCAGGAGGACGAGGAUGUCACAGACCCCUCCAUCUGCUAUUCCUGAGCAGCAGGCCUGGAUGGACAAUGCCUGAUGGAGAGUUGGCUCCAGAUGGGAGGAGAGGGUCAGACAGCAGCUGGACCUGAAGGGUUGAUGCCAAAGCAGACGUUUUCGUCACACCAACUGCUGUUGUAUAAAUAGCUAUGUGUCUCCAUAAGAUUUUGAUAAUAUAUACAAACCUUUAACUUCGA
Messenger RNA from Nannospalax galili (Upper Galilee mountains blind mole rat), 2731 nucleotides. It is a transcript of the gene Lmod1, whose product is annotated as leiomodin 1. The transcript is spliced from 3 exons. The coding region runs from base 213 to 2015 and encodes 600 amino acids. NCBI's taxonomy places the organism in Eukaryota, Metazoa, Chordata, Mammalia, Rodentia, Spalacidae. The record is from RefSeq and is a predicted model, not a curated record. Gene Ontology annotation, molecular function: actin binding; tropomyosin binding. Gene Ontology annotation, biological process: myofibril assembly; muscle contraction; pointed-end actin filament capping. Gene Ontology annotation, cellular component: myofibril; striated muscle thin filament.